This is a messenger RNA of Blumeria graminis f. sp. triticale, 378 nucleotides long. NCBI's taxonomy places the organism in Eukaryota, Fungi, Ascomycota, Leotiomycetes, Helotiales, Erysiphaceae. The record is from the annotation of a GenBank genome assembly.
AUGGAGAGCCGUAGUGGAAAGGUUUACGCCUCUAAUUUAGCAUCAAAAGGAAUAGGCGCUACUAGGAAUUUUAUGGGCACGAAGCGGAUGAGAAAACUCACCAAAGAUAACAUAAGAGCCUUAACUAAAGGCGAUAUCAGGCGUUUAGCUCGCCGAGGUGGCGUAAAGCGUAUCUCAGGCAGCAUUUACGACGAAAUUAGAAAUACCGUCAAGUCUUAUUUGAAAAACGUACUCAAGGAAAUUUGUGAUGUUGUUGAGCAUGGUCAGAGAAAGACUGUGAUUGUAAAUGACGUCAUUUUUGUUUUAAAACGACUCGACCGACCAAUUUAUGGGUUUGAUCAAUAUGAACAUGUUAGGAAAGUAAAUGGCAGCCAUUAA